Messenger RNA from Limulus polyphemus (Atlantic horseshoe crab), 929 nucleotides. RefSeq names its product potassium channel subfamily K member 12-like. Gene Ontology annotation, cellular component: membrane. The transcript has a single exon. Gene Ontology annotation, biological process: stabilization of membrane potential; potassium ion transmembrane transport. The annotation marks the transcript as partial. The record is from RefSeq and is a predicted model, not a curated record. Gene Ontology annotation, molecular function: potassium ion leak channel activity. Lineage: Eukaryota; Metazoa; Arthropoda; Merostomata; Xiphosura; Limulidae.
GUUUUGGAAUGACCACACCACAAACGAUAGAAGGGAAAAUCCUAGUGGUCCUUUAUGGAUUUCUUGGGUGUUCCGGUGCGUUUCUCUUUUUCAACCUGUUUCUGGAAAGGAUUAUCACCUUUCUUGCUUAUAUUCUCAGAUAUUUUCAUGAGAUGGAUUUACGACGUAAAGGUAUGUUUGGUGGAGAUCGGCGAGACUCACAGAUUUCUUAUGAAGAUAAUCUAGACCAAUGGAAACCUUCCGUAUAUUGGGUUAUGUUAUAUCUUUUCUUGGGGUGUGUAUUUUUGGCCAUUUGUGCCUCUGCGCUUUAUUCACCUGUAGAAAACUGGACUUAUUUCGAGAGUCUUUACUUCUGUUUCGUAGCUUUUGCUACAAUUGGAUUUGGAGACUACGUUUCAAGCCAGCAACCAUACUAUAACAAUGUGGAGUGGUAUCGGCUGGGAAACUUCAUCUUCAUAGUAUGUGGUUCUUGUUUUAUGUACAGUCUCUUCAACGUUAUCUCCAUAGUUAUCAAACAGUUUCUCAACUGGGUUAUCAAGAAAUCUGACUGUCGCUGCACCUGCCUUAAAAAAUCUAAAGUUCAAAUCAGGCCUCCUAUCCCUCGAGGACGCAGAAAUGCUAUUACCCCAGAGCACCUUAAACAAACCAACAGAACAGCUCCUCCUAAAACAGCGGCGGAAAUCAACGAACCAGAUUCAACGUACGAUAGUGAAGGAGAGCGAAGGAAUUCUGAUGAGAUGAUUUCUAUGCAGGAUUUUCUCAAGUCUAACAAAGUUUCACUGGCUGUGAUGCAGAAGGAACUUCAUGAGUCAGCUCUUCGUGGCCGUGCCAUCAUUCUUCCACCUAGACCAUCAGUGGAGGAGUUCAAACCUGGGAGUGUUGGACCUUUGGCUAUUGCUUCUAGGAAAUUUGGGGAGGACAUAGCCUAA